Messenger RNA from Suillus paluster, 1217 nucleotides. RefSeq names its product NADP-dependent oxidoreductase domain-containing protein. Lineage: Eukaryota; Fungi; Basidiomycota; Agaricomycetes; Boletales; Suillaceae. Gene Ontology annotation, molecular function: oxidoreductase activity, acting on NAD(P)H as acceptor. Bases 114 to 1058 code for a protein of 314 amino acids. The record is from RefSeq and is a predicted model, not a curated record. The transcript is spliced from 9 exons.
GUAACGGAGUGUGACGGACCGCUCAUGCCGGUGAUCUAUGGCCGCCAUAGCAUGCCAUAGGUCUUCGGAUUUUUAUCACAGUUCUCUCAGCACCGUCUCACUUGUAUUCUGCGAUGCCAUUUGGUACCGUCACUCUCAACGAUGGAAACGAGUUCCCUACGAUAGCGUUUGGCACGGGAUCCACCAUGAAAUUUAAGGAUGUCACAGACUACGUGGGCCAGGCCAUAGAUAAUGGGUUCUCCCAUAUCGACACGGCUCAGUUUUAUCAGACAGAAAACUAUGUGGGCCUGGCUAUCAAGGAGAGCGGUCUUCCUCGCUCGAGUCUGUAUAUCACCACUAAAUACAGCGGGACUGGAACGCCACUGCAGGCUAUUCAACAAAGCCUAAACAAGAUUGGCCUUUCUUAUCUUGAUCUGUAUCUGGUACACUUCACGAGUGCUUUGCCUGACUUUGAGUCUGGGUGGCAAGAAUUUGAACAGAUGAAGAAAGAUGGGUUAACAAGGAGCAUUGGUGUCAGCAAUUUUACCAUGGAGGACCUACAGAAACUCCUGAAGACAGCGGUUACAAAACCUGCUGUUAACCAAAUUCCAUUCCAUCCAUACAACUAUGCUUCACACAAAGCUCUGCUUGUGUACUGCGCAAAGCAGAAUAUCAUAGUGGAAGCAUAUGGAAGUUUGAACUCUAUUACGCAGAAUCCUGGAGGACCAGUCGAUGCAGUUGUCAACGCGGCUGCUAAGCGUAUCGGUGCAACCCCUAAUCAGGUGAUCUUCUCCUGGGUCAGAAGCAAAGGUGUGGCAAUCGUCACGACGAGUCGGACCAAGGAGCGCCUUCAAGAGUACCUCGCCGUUGAAGAUCUUCCCUCCCUUACCGCUGAAGAAAUCGCUGCCAUUGACGAAGCCGGUGCUAAAGGCCCUCCAUCCCAGCUGAUGGUCGCGAGGCUGGCCAUGCAACACAAAUUUCAAAGGGUCCCAUCGCUGUUCGUAUGGCUGGUCCUUGCGGUUAUUUUUGGCUUGGUCAGGUUUUUCAUGUUUUGGAGUCGUACGGGAGACAUCCAGUAGAGUUACCAAACGUAGAGGUAGCCCUUCUGAUUCGUGUCAAUCAUCUCUUUCGGGGGUGUGUUUUUAUUGUGGUGUCAGUCUCACAUACACACGAGCGGGGUUUAGAGCAUAGUCUUUGGAUGAAUGGAAUACGCCUCCAGCGGCUCUUGAUCCUCGUCA